Molecule: messenger RNA, 1287 nt
Organism: Exophiala oligosperma
Lineage: Eukaryota; Fungi; Ascomycota; Eurotiomycetes; Chaetothyriales; Herpotrichiellaceae
Exons: 2
Coding region: 133-1287 (384 amino acids)
Cellular component (GO): RNA N6-methyladenosine methyltransferase complex; nucleus
Molecular function (GO): methyltransferase activity; nucleic acid binding
Source: RefSeq, a predicted model, not a curated record
GGAAGGCCAUCAAAGAUCACAGAUCUUUAGAUCGGAUAUCCUAGAUCCCACGCUACCGCCUAGUUACACUGGCCCUUGCGUUUCGUGGUCCAGAUCCCUGACAUACCGCAAUAUGACUUGGAUCAUAUUAGCAUGAGUGAAGCUGGAAGCACUUUCCUGAUCGAUAUACCGUCAUCCAUCCAACAUGGCCAGUGUUCAUCAUUUUCACCGAGAAGCCGUCCUCCUCUCCAAAGCCCAUAUCCCAACACUGAGCCCAAAGGAUCUAAACGCGUCGCUGCUUUGAACGCAGUACCUGUUCACGAGCAAAAGUACCAUGCCUCAAUCCAAGAACAGAUAUCUUCCGCUCUAAAUGAGAUUGAUGAACACGUCUCGAACGAUGGUCUAUCUUGGUACCGACACCGAGGGUCCAUGUCAACUCCGCCAGACCGGGAAUAUCCCGGGCAAGCCACCUUGUCCUUAGCAGAACCUACCUGUUUGAUAGCGGUGAGCACAGACCCUAUAGUUCCUAUCAUUUUGUCGAGCACGGAACAGCGCAGCAAGUUUGCUUCCCUCGACGCGUUGCGCCGUGUGGUUGUCCACAAUCCUGGCGAUGACGCUUCGGUUGUGGAAACAAUAGACAACGGAGACUAUCUCAUCCCGCCUCGAUCUACAUUCAUCUAUUCAACCUUGCAGCUGGGACAGCAGGCCUGGUCGGAUUGGCAGCAUCUGGCGUCCUCGAAUUAUAGGUUCGAUCUGAUUCUCAUGGAUCCGCCGUGGACUAAUAGAUCGGUCCGGCAUGCUGGCCACUAUAGAACUGCUGAAGACCAGAGUAGUGAUCCAUUUGAACAGGCCAUCCAAAUCGUAGAGACCAGUCUCUCCCCGCAAGGACUCGUCGCCAUCUGGAUCACGAACAAAGCCUCCAUCCGCGCUAAUGUGGUCCAGACCUUCGGGUCGAUGGGGUUUUAUCUGGUGGAGGAAUGGAUAUGGAUCAAAGUCACGACACAUGGUCAGCCCGUCACCCCCUUGGACGGACUAUGGAGAAGACCGUAUGAGAUCCUCUUGUUGUUUCAAAAGCGGCAGGCGGGUGUGGACGUGAAGACUCGUCGUCGCAUUAUUGCUGCGGUCCCUGAUCUCCAUUCGAGGAAACCUUGUCUGAAAGUGUUGCUUGAAGAACUUUUACCCCGACAACCACAGGUUCUUGAACUGUUUGCCAGGAAUUUAACGGCUGGUUGGUAUUCAUGGGGCGAUGAAGUCCUCAAAUUCCAGCAUGAGAUGCAUUGGAUCAGAUCAGAGGAGUGUAAAACAUGA